AUUUGCUGUUAUGUUAGAUGAGACGAUAAAAAUAUGGAUUUAUUUCCAGUGAAUUUCUUUGUUUUUCGUUUCUGCGGUAUAUGGAAAGAAUAUAAGGAUAACAACUUGAUAAUAUGUUUUACCAACUUCUGCUACAGGUAUAUCAUGGCUAUUUUACUAUAUCACUUCACGAUAUUCGAGGUAAUCGAGCUCGUACGUAUGAAAAACAAUAUAGAAGCUUUAACGGAGGGUCUAUUUCUUGUUUUAACUUACGUGACAUUGUGUCUAAAAUAUCUAAAUUUUUUGGUGCGAGAGUAUGAAUUGCGUGCCUUGUUAGAUUGUUUUCGCAAUAAAAUUUGUCAGCCGAGAGAUUCUAUCGAGAAAUCGAUACUGAAGCAAUACGAUUCUAAAGCUAAGAGAACUGCCUGUUUCUAUAUGACCUUGUGUCUAUCGACGGGUGCAAUGUUUGUCGUGGGACCUUUAUUGACUCAGGACGAAAGAUCUUUACCGGUUCAGAUACAAUACAUACCGUACUCCAUCACACCAUUACUUCCUUACGUGUUGACUUAUAUUCAGCAAAGUGUAGCUUUAAUUUAUGGAGUAUUGCUGAAUGUCUCUUUCGACUCCCUCGUGUAUGGUUUCAUUAUUCAUACCUGCGGACAAAUUGAACUGCUGUGCCAUCGACUGACUGAAAUAUUUCGAUCUCUUCAAGAAAAUAAUGAAAAGAAUCCAAAUAAGGCAAUUGAAAAUUUCGCUAUCACAGAAUGCGUGAAACAUCAUAUUUUAGUUUAUGAUAUCAUACACAAGAUACAAUCGUUAUUUGUGUGGACUGUUGCUGCAUUAUUCUUCGUCAGUCUCAUUACUCUUUGUACCAGCAUCUAUCAAAUGUCAAGAACAGAGUUACUCAGUCCGGAGUUCUUUAUUUUUAGCAUGUAUUUAGGAUCAAUGAUGUUUCAAGUAUUCUCAUAUUGCUGGUAUGGCAAUGAACUUGAUUUGAAGAAUAAAAAUAUCGCAUACGCUCUUUAUGCAAGCAACUGGACGACAAUAUCAAUAGAGCAACGUAAAAAGUUGUUGUUCGUAAUGAUGAAGAGUCAGAAAGGAAUGAUACUAUCUUUUCAUGGAAUUUGCACAUUAAACCUUAAUACUUUUACAUGGAUUAUGAAAACGUCCUAUUCUGCUUUCAACUUGUUGCAGCAAGCUUCGAAUUAGUACUCUCUAUAUCUAGUCUUUCUAUCUAGCAUAUGUAAUAUUACUGCA
Messenger RNA from Nylanderia fulva, 1236 nucleotides. RefSeq names its product 4-vinylanisole receptor-like. The record is from RefSeq and is a predicted model, not a curated record. Gene Ontology annotation, biological process: sensory perception of smell; detection of chemical stimulus involved in sensory perception of smell. NCBI's taxonomy places the organism in Eukaryota, Metazoa, Arthropoda, Insecta, Hymenoptera, Formicidae. Gene Ontology annotation, cellular component: plasma membrane. Gene Ontology annotation, molecular function: olfactory receptor activity; odorant binding.